Synchiropus splendidus (mandarinfish) is the source of this 1408-nucleotide messenger RNA. RefSeq names its product four and a half LIM domains protein 2-like. Gene Ontology annotation, molecular function: transcription coregulator activity. Lineage: Eukaryota; Metazoa; Chordata; Actinopteri; Syngnathiformes; Callionymidae. Gene Ontology annotation, cellular component: nucleus; Z disc. Bases 17 to 940 code for a protein of 307 amino acids. The record is from RefSeq and is a predicted model, not a curated record. The transcript is spliced from 4 exons.
CUGACUGAGGGCCCGGAUGACCAUGUUGGACCCUUACGACUGCACCAACUGUAAAGAGUCCCUGUUUGGGAAAAAGUACAUCCUGAAGCAGGACAGUCCGUACUGCAUCAAGUGCUACGAGGAGUUGUUCUCCAGCAACUGCGACUCUUGUCACAAGCUCAUUGGCUGCACCAGCAAGGAUCUGUCGUACAAGGACCGUCACUGGCACAGCGAGUGCUUCCUCUGCAUCAAAUGCAGCCAGUCGCUGGUGGAGCAACCUUUUGCUACCAAAGAUGACAUGCUGAUGUGCACCGAGUGCUACAUCAAUGAGUACUCCUCCAAGUGCCAUACAUGCCAGAAGACUAUCACACCAGGUGAGGAGAAGCUUUUCUCCACUUUUCUCCGUAGUUUGAAAGUGUUCAGAUCAUUGAUUUCACCUUCGCACGUGGUAGGUUCCAAAAAAAUGGAGCACAAGGGCAACACUUGGCAUGAGAACUGUUUCACCUGCAACCGCUGCCAGCAGCCCAUUGGUACCAGGAGCUUUGUCCAGAAGGACACCAACAAGUACUGCCUGCCUUGCUAUGAGAAGCAGUUUGCUCUUCCAUGUAUCCACUGCAAAAAGCCCAUCCUGACUGGAGGCGUGAACUACCGGGAGCAGCCCUGGCAUAAGAGCUGUUUCGUCUGCACGGGAUGUAAGCAGCAGCUCGCCGGCCAGCGCUUCACCUCCCGGGACGACUUCGCCUACUGCCUGGACUGCUUCUGCAGCCUGUUCGCAAAGAAAUGUGCAUCAUGCACCAGCCCCAUCAGUGGUCUGGGCGGCAGCAAGUACAUCGCGUUUGAGCAGCGCCAGUGGCACAACGACUGCUUCAAUUGCAAAAAGUGCUCCGGGUCUUUGGUGGGCCGAGGCUUCCUGACAUGCAAAGAUGACAUCUUCUGCCCAGACUGCGGCAAAGACAUCUGAGCGAUCACCCUGCAGGAGAAGUGGCGGGUUCUUCAGCUUGAUCCUAGUGUAACAGUUCUCUUCACUCUCUCAUCAUUAACUGUUUGAUUUGCUUUGCCUCCACUGACCAGUCUCUCUGCCCUUGAAACACACUUUCUACGUGUAUUAACUGAGGUUUAGAUGUCUAGAUCUACAACGUGAAUGAACUGUAAAAACACAAACGAAAGGAAAAAAGGAUUCCCCCCAAAUAGUAUUGACUCACCCUUUAAAUGAAGAUUCUAUCAUUUGUCAGUGUAAUAAAUCAGAUAUCAACGCAAUAUAAACCAAGAACUACUUACAUCUACUCCAGUUAUCCACUCACCAUCCGAUAAUGUCAUGUUUGUGUGUUUAACCAGCCAACAAUAGUAAGUCCAAGAUCAAAGAUAGCAAAUGUAUUGAUAGGUUUCCAUUAUCGGCAUUAACAUCGCUGCUUGGCCUUAUGUUGCACUU